AUGAUGCAACCUCAAAUCAAUUUCAUCAUUGAUCAGGAUGAAUCGGAAAAUACGAAACCAGCAGGGUACAAAUUUUGGUGUUGUCAAUGUACCAGAAAUGAAAUAAAUGAUGUUGCACGAAUCAAUAAUAAUUCAUCAUUAUCCAAUGGUAUUGUGGUUACCCAGCAACCACUUCCCAGCAAUCAAAGUAAUUGUGGCCACAAUAAUUUAAGCUUUUCCAAUUAUGCUUCUGAAAUCAAAAAUGGUUUCAGCGAGGAAAAGCACGAAUUAGACGAUGAUAGUGAAAUGAAAUUUAAAAUGAAAAGGUUGAAAGAAGAGAGUAUCAAUAUAACAAGUAUUGUACUGGAUAAUCUCAUCAGUGAAGCAAAAAAAAUAGAUCCAACUGAGGAAGAGCAAACAAAAACUGAACAAGCGCAAACGAAAAAAUUUUCCACUCAACAAAAUUUGACUGAAAAUGUUUGUAAUAUGGAUGAUAUUGUUUUCUCGGAUAUUGAUGGAGAAGAUCAAUGGAAAUCAAUGCCUGAAAGUGAACAAAUAACAAGGAUUGGUAGCGAUCAUCAUAAAGAGCAAAUUAUACAUGAUAACUGUGAUAAUGAUAUUACUAAUUAUGAUGAUAAUGGAGAAAUCAGAAAAAUAAGUGAUAUAUCAGAUGCUUUUAAUAUUUCUGAACAAACUUCAAAAAUAGAAUUAUUUGAAGAAAAUUCCAGCCAGAUUAAAAAUGCAAAAAUCAACUAA
This is a messenger RNA of Brugia pahangi, 735 nucleotides long. The record is from the annotation of a GenBank genome assembly. NCBI's taxonomy places the organism in Eukaryota, Metazoa, Nematoda, Chromadorea, Rhabditida, Onchocercidae.